CGGAAACCACAGACUAUUUCGCGGGUCUCAAUCUCAACCACUCUGCAUCUCGUCCUAUACCUAUACCAAAGCCAUCUCAUAUCACGCACGAUCACGAUUUUCCCGUGACCCCGUUGACCGGACGCUUUGACAAGGGCUACUACUUCGCCCACCGUGAGCACAUCGAGAGAAGUCGCGAUAAGCCAACCCAUAGAAGACCAGCUCGUCCAGGGCAUCGUUCACACUUCUCUGAACCGUCCAGAAUGCGCUCUGAUAGCUCGACAUUGUACGCACCGGUCGCUACUCCUGCCAUGUCGUCAGCUGGUCGCCCUCUUUCCCCCCAGCCAUCGCGCGCCCGGGGCGGAAACUCAUCCAAACCAGCCCCAGCCUUUCAUCUGGGAAGUUUGCCACGGUUCCAUCCCGCUGUUUAUCAGUCCUCUGGAACCUCUCAGACCCUAUCUGCGCAGCCUCCAUCACCUCGACAACCCCGACAGCACGGAUACCGUGCGUCAGCCGGCUCUCGCGACUCCAUGUGGCGAGACCUGGCGGAUGGAAACAUUCUUAUCAAAGCCCCCUCGCGCCCACUUUCACCCAGUCCAUCUGCACCACGUCUCGACCCGCUGAACAGCCCUGGACCAGUUACACCUCUCGCACUCGAGGAUGCAGGUGGCUAUCUGGGCUCGGGCACAACCACCGACCCUACUGCCCGCGAGAGCCACUACUCCGGCCCGGCGCCUGAUGCAGUGGAGAAGCUCAUCGCCCGCGAGGCCGAGAGGGCCCGGCAGAAGGCUAGAAAAGGGCUGAAGGGCUACUGAACAGCCACAUCAUCGCGAGAAAUUAAUUCUCUCCUCCAUAUUGCAUUUUCAUUCUCAUUUUAUUUGUUUUCUCGUGUAUUAUGAGAUCAUGCGCCUAUACCCCAUAUCGCCAAACCCAGACAUUUUCAAUUCUUUUCUUUCGGCUACUGUGUUACACACGACAUUUCUCUGGUUUUACCGUUGCCUACAUUUUCUCCUCUCUCGGAGUUAUCUCGAUUUCUCGAGAUAACAUCUACUUCACCUUCAGCUUCACUAUACCGGGGACUGUACAGAAACAGACUGUCUUCCUCGAGCUAGACUGGAAUAGGAAUAGAAAUUGACCGCGAUCAAUGU
This is a messenger RNA of Aspergillus aculeatus ATCC 16872, 1127 nucleotides long. RefSeq lists its product as uncharacterized. The transcript has a single exon. The coding region runs from base 243 to 794 and encodes 183 amino acids. NCBI's taxonomy places the organism in Eukaryota, Fungi, Ascomycota, Eurotiomycetes, Eurotiales, Aspergillaceae. The record is from RefSeq and is a predicted model, not a curated record.